GCCCCACACCUUCAGGCACACACUGACUGAGCCUUUAUUUUUUCUUUUUCAAUAACAGCUUUAUUGAGACAUAAUUCACUUACCAGACAAUUCACCUUUAGAGUGUACAAGUCAAUGGUUUUUAGCAUAUUCACAGAGUUGGGCAACCAUCACCACAAUCAGUUUUGGAACAUUUUCUUCAGCCCGAAAAGAAACCCCAUACUCAUUAGCAGUCACUCCCCAUUGCCCCUUAACCCCCAGCCUUAGGCAACCACUAAUCUACUUUCUGUCUCUAUGAACUUGCCUAUUGUGGACAUAUCAUACAGAUGGAUUCAUAUAAUAUGUGGUCUUUUGUGACUGGCUUUUUCACUUAGCAUGUUUUUGAGUUCAUGCGUGUUGUAGCAUGUAUCAGAACUUUAUUCCUUUUUAUGGCUGAAUAAUACUCCUUUGUAUGGAUAUACCACAUUAUCUUUGUUCGUCAGUUGAUGAACAUUUGGGUUGUUUCCACUUUGGGGCUGUUAUGAAUAGUGCUGCUAUGAACACUUGUGUACAAAUUUUUCUGUGGACCUGUGAUUUCAUUUCUCUUGGGUCUAUGCUUAGGAGUAGAGUUGCUGGAUGUGGUAGGCAGCAGAGUGGUUCCUGCUCAGAGAGAAGAGAUGGGGACUCAGAAAGGGUCCAACUUUGUCCUUGAGGGAGAUGUUUAAAGUCUGUGCGUUGGAGCUGUAAAACCAGGUUGCCAAGUUUUCAGGUGAGGUGAGGGCAGUGCCAAUAAAGUCAAAGCAAUAAGUGACUACGCAGUAUAACAGAGAAAGUAGUCUAAACAAAUUCUACCAUAUAGGUUUGGCUUACUAGCAGCUAUUCUCAUUUUAAUUUUUGACCAGUCCGCCAAGCAACUUAUACUUUCAAGUCCCUUCUGGGUGUGUCCUAAGCUCACCCUGCCAUCCCAGGGUGAGUUACUUUUCCCUGCAGACAGCUGCAACCUCACUCUAUAGGACCUUCCUAGAUUCCACCCCAGAACAUUGGUUAUGCUUGUGAACUCCUUGUUUCCUGCACGCACAUCUCACCUGGAAUUUGGGGAUUUUUUUCUCAUCUCAUAGCUUCCUUCGUUAAGCCAAGGUUUUUCAUAAAUCCAUUCCACCGGAGGUGAGGUAAUUUCCGGGAAUGAAUCUUCGGUCCUUGUUCUUAGCAUCCAGGUAGCAGUAUCAGGUGUCGUCUCUUCCUACGGAGGCAGUUUGGUGCGGUGGUUUCAUCCUGACUUCGGAGUCUGACUGCUUGGGACUAAAUUCCAGCUCUACCACUUCUUAUUUCUAUAAACUCGGGCAAAUGACAUAACCUCUCAGUGCCUUAGGUUCUUUAUCUGUAAAGUGGGAUUAAAUAGAACCUAUCUCAUGGGGUUCUUAUAAAGUGCGCAUGGUGCAUGCAAAGCCUUAGGGAGUAAGUGCUCGCUGAAUGCUGGUGAGCCGUCCUUCUUCCCAACAUCAGCACCCUCUGCUUCCAUUCCAGUUACUCCAGCCUGGACGAACAGGCCCACAGGCGAUAUGGUGGGAGGGCAGUGUUGCUAUAUUCUCGUAUAGGCUGAAGCGCCUCUGUCCUCAGUUUCGCAUCAGGCUGGAAGCAGUGGUUGGUUUGCCCGUGGGGCAUGCUGAUGUCUCCUCUAACUCCUUUUUUUUGAGUCUCCUGGCUCUUCACAACAAAGGCAGGCAUUUUCAUUUUAUUGGAGCUGAGGAAAAUCACACUUUUAUGAUUACUUGUCCUGCUCCCCGAACUGAUUGCAAGAAACCAUGUCUGGCACCUUUGAUCCCUGUUACUGUCUCAGGCGAUGCUUAGUCUGUGCGUCCCCAGACCCCCUCAAGGUCCCCGUCUGUCCGCUGCCUUUCUAGCUGGCAGAGGGCCAACUCCACCCUCAGUGAACCAGGAAGGAAGCCUGAGCAGCGUCCAAAGUCACAGUGGCCUCAGGCAAAGGUGGGAAACGCCGGCCCCAUCCACCUCUCCUCUCAGUGUCUCUCCCUCAGUGUCAGCAACGCGCAUGUCUGUCAGGCUAGGAGCCAGGGAGUGCCUUUGCCCCUCUCUUCCCCACAUAGGUGCCUACCUGUCCUAGGAAAGGAAGUUCCCCUCAGCCUGCUAUCACUGCCGGAAAGCGAGCAAAACAUCAUUUCCCCAGGUGGUAAGGGCCAAAACCCCAGAAAUAUCUGUAUUUUAACAGUAGACUUUUGGAAAUAGAAAAAUUAACCCCUAAAGCUGACUGUCUUCAGUCAGCUGAAGACUGUCUUCAGCAUCAUACCAGGCUGGAUAGACAUAGAGAGGUGUGUGUGAGCAAACAUAUUUUCCCUUUCACUUCUUUAGUUUAGAAACAAAUUAAGUUACACACGUGUAUUAUGCCAUCCGCCCAUUCCACUUUGCUUCAAGUAAUCAAUGUUGACAGCCUGGGGUGUAUCCUUCUAUAUAUUUCUCUAUCUUCCUAUAGGGACAUGCCACAGUUUAUCCUAAUGAUGGGCAUUCAGGUUGUUUUCAAUCUUGAGGUCAUGGUCAGCAGUCCUUCAGCAAACAUAGCUCAAUGUACAGCCUUAUAUAUUGAUUCUUUUAUUUGUAGGAUAGUUUCACAAAAGUAGCACUGGUCAAGGAACAUGCGUUUAGUAGAUACUGCCAGGUUACUUUUCAUUCACUAUAGCGAUCUACUUGCCCACCAAAAACAUAAAAUGUUUAUAUCCCCAUACCCUUUAAUACUUGAUCUUAUAAAUUUUAUUUUCGCUAACUAGUGGUGGGAAAUGUUUUCUCCUUUUAAUUUUAAUUUUUUUUUUUUUUUGCCAUUCUCUGAGGAUACCCCGUGUCAGUGGUCAGUGGUCUUUCUUGGACGCUGACCCUGCUGGCACAUUUGCAACUGCUUUCAGGACUCCACAGGCUUCAGUUUUCUCCAGGCAAGAGCUGAAGAAGCAGCUUUAAUGAGCAUGAUGGAUUUUAAUCAUAGAAGCUCAUUGCACCGUAUGAAUUAAAAACCAUCGAAAAGAUGGAUUUCAUGUAAAUGCCAUUUGGAAAGGUUACAGGAACAAGAAGGAAACAAUGUGUGUGCACAGGUGCUGUGGGUGUUCUGGCUUUGCCCCAGCUCUGCGGUGGUCACGCUGUGGGCGUGCUGCCUUGCUCUACCCUGCUCUCUGCAGAACCUGUAGAAGCCCCCUGCAGAAGGGGAGGACCUUCCAGUGGCCAGCAUGUCGGGCUUAGAGAGAGGAGCACCUGGAGAGUUAAGGACUCGUAGGGCCCAGCAGCUUCUGAGCCUUUCUUGCACCUUCCUUGCUAAAACUAGGUCCACCUUCCUGUGUGGUCCCCCUUUCCUGAGGUUUUUCUAGUUUGCAAGCAUCCCUGGGUCCUGUCUUUACUCCAGCUAUGGAAGUUUUUUCCAGAAGUAUACUCCCUCUCAAUGUCCUUUGCUGAAUAGUAAGUUUUUCUAGAAGUGACUUCCCACUUCUGCUUCUAGCCGGUACCCUUAAUUCCUCAUUCCUUGUUCUGCUCUGCCUUGCUCAGACUGGAUGUUUCUUGGAUCAGAUUUGUACCACAAUUCUGGGGACUGAUUUGUUGUGGGUUGCAGCUCUCCUCUGAGGCCUAAGGUUUUUCUCUUUUUCCCUCUUCUGCCACUCUGUCCUCCUUAUCUGGCUGGUGAAGUAGGCACCCCAGCGCAAUUCAUGCUAACACUCUUGGGGGUGCUUGCCCCCCACAGAGGCAGUGUAUGUAAUCUAGGAGACAGAGCAUGAUGUACGAAGGUCUGCCUGACCCAAGUAGACCUGUUACUGAGCUUAUGGUGGACUAGAGCAGUGUUCAACCCCAAACUGGCUGAAGCGCUUUCCAGAAAUGUUAACAGUAAUCCAUUCUGAAAAGUAUAUGCCCUACCAGUGAUGCCUCAUCCAUGAAGCCUAGGGCACUGGGCACAGGGACUACCCCUUCUGGAUCUUCAUAUAACUGCUCACCCACUGAUUAGCAAAACUCCAUGAGAAGUGAUUGCGCCUGCUAUAGGCAAAAAUUUUGGAGGAAAAGGUUCUGUACACAUUGCUGGUGGAAAGGAGAAAUCAAUGUCACAGAAAUAUAAACACCAGAAAAUAAGCAUAUAUGUACAGUAUUUAUUGCAAUAUUAGUUAUAAUGGCAAAAACUCAUAAACAAAGUGAAUGCCCAUCUAGAGGACAAAGGGUGAAUAAUAAACUGUGAUAUAUUCAUAUAUGUCUAAAUACAGCGUAUAAAUUUACGAAUAAAUAGAAAAUCACACUAGUGUCCACAAAGAAGAACAGUAUGUACAAAUGGUAUACCGUUUACAUAAAAUUGUGUUUAUACACAUAUAGAGGUGUAUUAAAAGAUGAUGACCAGAAUAUUAAUCAUGUUUCAUGUUUAUCUUAAGGUGGUGGGAUUCCAGGUGAUUUUUCUUUCUUCCUAUACUUUUCUGAACCAUUUGAAUUUAUAAUAGUGAACAUGUGUUAGUUUAAAAAAAAACACUCAGAAAUAAACUAAAGCUGGGACUUCCCUGGUGGUCCAGUGGUAAAGAAUCCACCUUGCAGUGCAGGGGAUGCAGGUUCAAUCCCUGGUCUGGGAACUAAGAUCUCACAUGCCACAGGGCAACUAAGCCCGCGUGCCACAACUACUGAGCUCAUGCGCCUCAACUGGAGAGCCUGUGUGCCGCAAACUACAGAGCCCAUGCACUCUGGAGCUUGCAUGCCACAACUAGUGAAGAGAAAACCCACACGCCACAACUAGCAAGAAGCCCACGCGCCACAACGAAGAGCCUGCACGCUGCAACAAAAGAUCCUGCAUGCCUCAACAAAGAUCCCGUGUGCCGCAACUAAGACCGGUUGCAGCCAAAGGAGAAAAAGGGGAAAAGAGAGAAAGAGAAAUGUUAAGAAUCUGCUUUCUGAAAGGUGUUAUUGCUGCCCAUCCACGUGCCCUUCAUUACAGGAAACUUCAUGGUGUUAUGGUCGACUUGCCGCACAACCGUGUUCAAAUCUGUCACCAACAGGUUCAUUAAAAACCUGGCCUGCUCGGGGAUUUGUGCCAGCCUGGUCUGCGUGCCCUUCGACAUCAUCCUCAGUACCAGUCCUCACUGUUGCUGGUGGAUCUAUACCAUGCUCUUCUGCAAGGUCGUUAAGUUUUUGCACAAAGUCUUCUGCUCUGUGACUAUCCUCAGCUUCCCUGCCAUUGCCUUGGACAGGUACUACUCAGUCCUCUAUCCUCUGGAGAGAAAAAUAUCUGAUGCAAAGUCCCGAGAACUAGUGAUAUACAUCUGGGCCCAUGCCGUGGUGGCCAGCGUCCCUGUGUUUGCGGUGACCAACGUGGCUGACAUCUAUGCCAUGUCCACCUGCACGGAAGUCUGGAGCAACUCGUUGGGCCACCUGGUGUACGUUCUGGUCUACAACAUCACCACGGUCAUCGUGCCUGUGGCCGUGGUAUUCCUCUUCUUGAUACUGAUCCGCCGGGCCCUGAGUGCCAGCCAGAAGAAGAAGGUCAUCAUAGCAGCGCUGCGGACCCCGCAGAACACCAUCUCUAUCCCCUAUGCCUCCCAGCGGGAGGCCGAGCUGCACGCCACCCUGCUGUCCAUGGUGAUGGUCUUCAUCUUAUGCAGCGUGCCCUAUGCCACACUGGUCGUCUACCAGACUGUGCUCAAUGUUCCCAACACUUCUGUCUUCUUGUUGCUCACGGCCAUUUGGCUGCCCAAAGUCUCUCUGCUGGCGAACCCUGUGCUCUUUCUUACUGUGAACAAAUCUAUCCGCAAGUGCUUGGUAGGGACCUUGGUACAACUGCACCACCGCUACAGUCGCCGGAAUGUGGUGGGCACAGGGAGCGGGGUGGCCGAUGCCAGCCUGGAGCCCAGCAUGCGCUCGGGCAGCCAGCUCCUGGAGAUGUUCCACAUUGGGCAGCAGCAGAUCUUUAAGCCCACAGAUGACGAGGAAGAGAGUGAAGCCAAGUAUGCCGGCUCAGCUGACCUCCAGGCCAGGGAGCUACUUCCCACCUGCCUGGAGGCAGAGCAGGGGCCGCGGUUUGCUACCCCUGCACCACCCCCGGGCACCGUGGACUCUAUAUCCCAGGUGGCACCAGCAGUCCCUGUGGAACCUGAGACAUUCCCUGACAGGUACUCCCUGCAAUUCGGCUUUGGGCCAUUUGAGUUGCCUCCACAGUGGCUCUCGGAGACCCGAAAUAGCAAGAAGAGGCUGCUUCCCCCCUUGGGCAACACCCCGGAAGAGCUGAUCCAGACAAAGAUGCCCAAGGUAGGCAGGGUGGAACGGAAGAUGAGCAGAAACAAUAAAGUGAGCAUCUUCCCAAAGGUGGAUUCCUAGCAAGUCUUGUAAAUCCCUGGAAGCAACAGACCUUCCACAUUCCUGCCCUCCCUUCACUGGGCCUGUGAUUUGUCUGAUCUCCUUGCAACCCAGUAUGGGUUGAUUCCUCCUCUAUGGGCCAGAUGCUUUUGAAUGAGAGGGAAAUCUAUAUAAAAUCGGAUGUCCUCUUUAUUGAGGGCGUAUAUAUAUAUUUAUACAUAUAUAUAUAUUUAUCUCAGUGAUCCUCAGUAAAGUCCACAUUUCUCUCUGUGGAGACGAAAGCUGGGUAGCGGGAAACAAGUCUUGGGUGGGUUCUCUGUGUGCAUUUUCUGGGGAUAUCUCAGUUCCGGGCCCUGCAAAGAAUACACGGAGAGAAGAAUGUCUGUGAGUUCAAAGGAAGCAGGGGCACUCUAAGAGAAGCCCAAGAUAAUUAUGGAGCCGUGCGGCCACAAGAAAACGCCUAUUUGAUCGAUUUUAAAAUGACAAAUAUUCAAAAUGGUUUAUAUUGAUCUGUAUCUUUAGGGAAGAUAGAACCUUGGCAUUUGAUACCUUUUUUCUGGACAGUCUGAUCACAUGACUCACAGUUUCUCCCGAUGCCCUUCAUCUCCUUUGCUGGGAUGUAGGUGAGGGAUGAAUGAAUAUUGCAGCCCCAUCUGACAGACAUGGCAAUAGAUGUGCCCAGGGAUUAGGAAGAUAUUCUGUCCUUGAUUAUCCUGACCAUCUCCGGGCAUCACUAAGGCCUCAGAAAGAGAAGUCCGCAGUGUUGAUUGGAAAACACUGCAAGCUUUAAUCAUGUCUUUCCCCCUUAAGCUGUGUUUUUUUCAACAAAUGAGAGAGAAGCUUAGAAGUGGAGAAGAAAGACUGAGAAAUAUCCACACUCUGUAGAGUUUUCUCUUCCCACAUGGUCUCAUGUGAAAGAUUUUAUGCAGCAAUCAGCAGGGGUAAAGUGUAUUGAAAAAGGUUUGUGCCAACUUCUGGAAUUAAAGGUCAUUUAAAAAGGCAAAGUUAGGGUAAACGGGGUCCUCUGGAAACGUCAAGCUAAAAAUACUUGAUUAGGAAAAGUGAGUCUGCCCAAAAGAGUGGGAAAAGUUGGUUCCCUUCCAAGGAGGACUGCAGACCCCAUGCAUCGCCAGUCUCAUUUUCAGUCUGUUUGUACGACUGUGGUUCUCCCUUCAUUUUGGGCACGAAGGAGGAACAGAACAUGGAGAAGGAAUUCAUCACUGUACAAUGCCAAGGCAAUACCUAGCCCAGGUGAGCUCUCCCCUUACUCCUUCCCAGUGAAGUUGUAGCAGGAGCCAGACAGGACAGAAGAGGGAGGACAGUGUCCUCAAUUGAUCAGCCGCCUGGGGGCUCUCACAGCAAUUCGAGUCUACGUUGGGGUGGGCUUCACCAGGUUGAAUUCAAACCACAAAGGAAACUUCACUCUUAAGGAGAGCAAAUCAAGUGCCAGGUCUGCUCUUCUCUGGAGGGCGUUUUGUUCUUGUUCAUAGUAUGGAAGGGAGCCAAUCCAGUGCCUUGAGCAAGCCUCAGGGGAGGGGGCAUCCUCAGCGGCAAAGAACACAUCCCAACGGAAGGGGUCCUCACGGAUCUUCUCCUUGAACCACACAGGCCCUUGUCCCUCGUAGGAAGGUCAGACUAUGUGUAGGGAGUUUCCUUUUCCUGUCCUUUCCUGGGUGUGCUGUCUUGUGAUUCCCGAAUGUGAACCCAAAGACCCUUGUCCAGAGGAGGGAGUGCCUUCCUCUUUGUGUUCGUUUCUUUGAAGCAUUGUGUGCUCACAGCGGAAAUGGGGGCCCACCACCCCCUCUCCCGGGGCCCCUGUGUGCGCUCUGGAGCUCCUUGCCCUCAUGCUUCCCGUUGUGGCCCUUCAAGCGUAUCUUUCAAGCCGUCACAGUUGUUACAGCGUUCAUCAAGGGGAAACAUAACCUGUCAGAAACUUGUGUCCACUUUAGAAGAAUCGGUCAAAUGUAGCCACGUUGGUGUCAUUCUGAUAACAUAUAUGUACAACUUAAUAAAUUCUGGUGAGCCGGAAUUUGAUAGAUGUUACUUAUGUAUGUUUGAAGCAGUUGGUUGACUUCUAACAGGUCAUGGCCAGGUGUAUUUCUAUACUCUUUGAAGAAUUAUGUUUUAAUAAAAAAUUGAAAAGCAGUUUCGGAACUCAAAAA
Messenger RNA from Orcinus orca (killer whale), 8426 nucleotides. It is a transcript of the gene GPR176, whose product is annotated as G protein-coupled receptor 176. The record is from RefSeq and is a predicted model, not a curated record. NCBI's taxonomy places the organism in Eukaryota, Metazoa, Chordata, Mammalia, Artiodactyla, Delphinidae. Gene Ontology annotation, biological process: G protein-coupled receptor signaling pathway. The coding region runs from base 4918 to 6285 and encodes 455 amino acids. Gene Ontology annotation, molecular function: G protein-coupled receptor activity. Gene Ontology annotation, cellular component: plasma membrane. The transcript has 4 exons.